Molecule: messenger RNA, 4992 nt
Organism: Bipolaris oryzae ATCC 44560
Lineage: Eukaryota; Fungi; Ascomycota; Dothideomycetes; Pleosporales; Pleosporaceae
Exons: 2
Coding region: 1-4992 (1663 amino acids)
Source: RefSeq, a predicted model, not a curated record
AUGGGCAGUCGACCUGGCGCGUCCCUCGACGCCGCUAGCAACGACCGCCAUGGCCUCUCGACCCUCCUUCACCAAAGGCCCCAGAUGGCCGCUUCCAUGUCUGCUCCCGCCGGCCGCUUGCCUCGACUGCUCCCCGCCGACCUUUCCUCGUACACCGACUCGUACCUGCCCACCGCAGCCAUACCCCCCUCGGCCACUUCCCUCGCUGAACUCGCCCACCUGAUCCGCCUCCAGGGCUACCAGGAGCAGCGCAAGGCUCACUCCAGAGUCCGCCUGCACCGAUGGCUCGUCUCCAGCGCCCUCUCCGCACGUCUGGUACACUGCGGCGAGCUGGCAUACCGCACCCUCGUGGACAACUUCCGGUCCGACGACAAAAAGGCUUUUGCCUCGCUAUACAACGCUCUCAACGACGUCCGCAACUCGUGUGACGCCACACGCCAGUAUGCCCUGCUGGAGCCAGACCUGGAGUUUGGAAAAUCAAAGACGACCAAGUCGGACAAGUCCCUCUCGGCCUCGACCUUCCUCAACGAUGUUCCCUCGAAGAUCCUGGACGAUCUUCUAGAUUUCAUUUCUGAAAUUCGCACAAACCCCGAAUUUCUUGCUUCUCGCAUUUCCAGCCUCUCGCAGCAAGAGCUGGCUGCUCUUACUUCUUUCCGCCAGGCCAUGGACCCUAUUGAUUCAGUCAUGGCCAUCCAGGCCCGAGGUCGAAACCUAGGCUCCCAAAAGGCCCAGCAGCAAGGUGGCAACCCUAUUGAACGACUCCUGUCUUUCCAGCGUCACGAUCCCCUCUCAGCGCUUGUUUACACUAUUUUUGCAAACUCGUCUGGCCCGGAUUCUGCAGAGGACCUCCGCCGUACCGACGUUUGGGCCACCGUCUGCGCUAAACUAAUCAAGGAUACUAAGAUUAGCCACAACUUCAUCAGGACCAUUCUGGACGUCUGGGCAGGUAUGCGCGAAUGGCCCGGAAAGGCCAACUUGGAGCUUUACCUAAUGCAGACCCUCCAGGACGGCCAGUUCCUCCUCGAAAAGGCCGAGGAAUCAAGUGUACGAGCUGGAGCACAGCCAGUCGCCCGCAGCACCAAGGAUACCAUUGCUGCAGACGAGUUUUUUGACAAGGCUGUCAAGCGCUUGUUUGAAGUCGUCGAUGACGAGCCCAGUGCUGGUGGCAUCCCAGAGGGCGUUUUGGAAAUUGGAAAUGCCAUUCUUCGCAAGUUGAACGAGGAGAACGAAAGAGGAGCCCGCAAAGCAUCGCAGAACUUUUUUACGCACGGUAUUAUGAUUGGUCACCACAUCAGUGAACAUGCCCGCCAGAAGAUUCUCAAGGAAAUCGCCAUCAGAGCCCAGAAGCAGGUGCUCGACAUGACGUACAACUGGUACGACUUCCUAGCAAAAUUAUCCAGCAAGCAUGUUACUAACAACUCUACGUGUAGGAAGCAGCAGAUCCCUGUCCUUCCGGAAAUCCGCACCCACAUUGAGAGCAUUCUGGCUCGUUUCAAACAUACAAAGACACCUUCCAAGCCUAUCCUACUCCCUGCAAAGGCAAUCACCUCGCCCAGGGAGACGGUUGAAGUGCAACCCUUCAUUGUGCUCUCUCCAGCUGACAUCAUCACGCUGGUCAAUGCGCUCUUCCCAGAGCGUCGCCCCUCAUCGAGCCACAUGGACAACGACAGCCAGCGCCGUGCUGGUCUAACAUCAUCCGCUUCUUCAGUAUCUGGCAUGUCUGUUCCAUUCCGCAAUGCUGCCGCGUCUAUGACCGACGCAAGCUCUAUUCUGAGUGCUAGUGCUUCAUCCAUGACAAGCGAUCAGACCUCACGCGAGCCACUUUUGGACAACAACUCGACGCCAGUUGAAGAGCAAACUGACACCAAGCCAGCUCCGACAGAGCUCUAUGGAAAGCGUCUGCGCAUGGCUUGCUCAGAAAUGACUCGCAUUCUCGGCGCUGAAGCUACAUCUGGCUCAUGCCAUCCAUGUGCUGAACGAUGGGCUGUCUUGUACAUCUCCGCUGAUGGCAAGCAACUCAAGCCACGCAUGCGCAAAGACUUUGAUGACGAAGAAGAGCAUGACGACGACUCUCCAGACAGCGACAGCAGCGACGAUGAGGGUACUACAGAUAGAUUUGAUCUCGGCCACGAUUAUCACCAACUUAAGGAGGCGAUUGUCAAGCUAGUGGAAGAUUAUGAAAUCCCAAAAACACUGGCUCCGGAUAGCGAAUCAAAGAAUUUCAGCAACCGUAUGACGACACGCAGAAGCGUCCGUGGACGCGGCCCGAUCCGCAACAUUAGCGAGAACCUUGGAUCUCGCAAUCCAUACAACUCAAACCAGAGUCACAGCCAACUCACAAACAUGAUUGCAAGCCAGAGAAGUGGUUCGUCACGCCGCUCUCCCCAGAUUCCCAGGAGUCACAGCAACCCGCAAGUUGGCGAAAAGUCAGAGAACAGCUCGGUGCUCGUUACAAUGUUGGAGACAGCAAUGUACCAAUGCCAGGCGCGGUCCGAUUUCGUCAAUGCGCACAUGUACUACAAGACCCUGCAGAGUCUGCGAAGACUCAGUUCCCCAACCCUGGUCAAGAACGGAUACGCAGCUCUUCUCAACUACUUUUCUCGUGGUCCCAGAGAUUUGCUCAGCAAAGCAGCCAAUGCCAUUGAAGAAUUUGAGGCAUGGUUUGUGUGGCUCAAGCAGUCUCAGGAAAGAUCAGACAACAUGGUCGACGAGAUGAUGCUCACUUUCAAGAACCUGAGAGACAAGAUGUGGUACAUUACCGAUGUCCGCACUUCCAAGCCAUAUGAAGACGCCAAAAAUGUGGCCCUUGCCCUCAAGAUCAUGGACCAGCAAUCCAAGACGCUCAACGCCAAGGGCCCAUCUGGAUCUCGAUCCCGCAACGCCAACAGCUUUUUGCGACAAAACGAAGCUCAACUGGUUGACCUCAUGGCGGCUUCACAGGAUUUUGGUGGUCCAAACAAGCUCUCAGACGAGCAGUCGGAGAUUACCCUAAAGUGGCUCAUGCAGUACGGUGUCGAGAACUUUUGCAAGGGUGAGGAGCGGAUUCACCGCUUCUGUCUCGAAGUUGACAAGUGUGUCACCAAGGUUAUUGGUGAGGGUCUAUUGGACGGUCCAGUACUUUGGGCCAGUGAUUUGUACAAACGCGACCAACAGAUCCUUGAGAGCGGACGACAAAAGGGUGAUCUCUUCUUGACUGGCGUCGGCACCCUCUCUAUCGCGGGUGACGAAGAGUACGAAACCCAUGGUCGGGCUGGGUCGCGCAACAACGACUUUGCUCAACGCCCAAGCCACGGCAGUCUGCGUUCGGCCGCCACUGGCAGCCGUCCAUCAAUCUUGGAACAAAACCCCUGGAGCAGAAAUCCUGCAGAGUCGUCUGACUACUUCGGCGCAUCGUCACCAGUCUUGGCCAUCGACCCAAUGGCUACCUUUUGGUCGCCGUUCCAGACACAAGCGCAAUCACCGACAAACGCAACGAGCAUUCGCCCACGAACUGCCUCGUCUUCCAAGGGCACUGUCAUGCUGAAGCAGUCGGCCACAGUCAACGAGGACAAGCGCCGCUUCAUGCUCGACUUGAAGCAGACCCUCACUGGUCUUCUGUUGAGCGAUCUCGGCAUGAUGGUGUUUGCGAACGGCAGUGAGACCGAUUCAUGGUUUGGUGGUGAUCUACUUGAUGACUGUAUCGAGCGCCGAGACGAAGAGGAACGCCGACGCAAGAACAAGCUGGCUAAGAAGAAGAGCACAAAGAACAUCCGAAGGCAGACUGUUGACCAACGAAACUUGCCCUUGGAAGCGCUUGGCCGGACAGAGCGCAGCUCAGCUGCACCGCCUGUUGCAACUUUGCAGCAUGUCGCAGCCGCCGAUGCUCAUCAGUCAGCUGGAGAACAUUCAUCGACUUCCAGCGAUGCUACCUCGCGAUCGUCCGGCAAUUCCACUGCAAAGAAGGCUGGGCUAUUGGAGUUCCCAUACAACGUUGCCUUCCAACGACUCCUCAGCAGGUUUCAAACGCACCCCAAUCCCUUCUCCAAGUUGCAUGCAUUGUAUGAAUUGGAGCUUCUCAUCAUCGCUUCAUUGUCUUCUCGAACUGGUCGAUCCUACAAUAAUAACAAUAAUAACAACAUCCGCCGCGACACACUUCCUCCUGUUCCCCAAUCGCCCACUCUUGGCGCCAUGCCAGAACUUAGCUCUCGUGAGCCAGCCACCCAGACUUCGCGCGCCCACAACCUGGAAGAGGCAAUUGCAAACUGCGAAGAACGUCGCUCUCAAAGCAUGAACGUAGAUCGCGUAAGCAAUGCGUCGCCGCUACCUCGCAACGGCGCUCGCUCUCCAGUUGGGCCGCCAAGCACAGACAUGAUUGUCGAGGUCAUUCAAGGACUCUUGCGAGACUCCAACAUUCGCCCCAAGACUCUCUUCAGAGACUUGCAGUUUAUCGCAUCCUUUGUGCCAGCGCAGAUGCUCGACAAGACUGCGCGUGGUAAAGCAUUCUGGGACGUCGGCCUCGCAGCCCUCGGCUUGAAGCAAGACGUCUGCCGCAUCAUGGUCGAGCUCGUUGAUGAAGUCAUCACCCAGAACUCGAAGCGCGAUGCAGGCAAGGCAAACAGCAGCAGCAUGACCGAAAAGGUCGGCUCAUCAUCGUCAGCCCUAGGUGAUGAACCCAUGUCCAAGUACACCAUGGAAGAUGCAGGACGCAUGCUUCUCAUCACUGCAAAGGAAGGCGAUUCAGUUGCCGAGCGCGAACUCGCCAUUUUCUACCUCACCUCCCCUGAACUCAUCCACCGCACUGUGCUGCCGCUUACUAAGCCCAGCGAGGUCUUCAAGACUGAGCUUCUGAAUCGCGAGAAACGAGCCUCGCAGGAUCCUGCACGCAGCGAUCCCAUGACCAUGUGCGUUGCGCAACACUGGAUGGAGCAGUCCAUGAAGGGUGGCGACCAGCUUGCUGCCAAAUACCUGCGCCAGCGAAGCGAGCUGGAGAACAUCAACCCAACCAGGGCAUAG